AUAAUAUUUGUGAGUGGAGGUUGCGUGAGGUUUCCCUAAUCUUUGGGUAAUUGGCAAACCCUCGCAAUUACAAGUUAUUCAUUCAUGGCGGCCUCUUCUUCUCUCUCUUCCUCUUCCUCCUCCGACGACUCCCACCGCCGUAGGCGUCACCACCGCUCUCGCCGAGACCGCGACAAAGAAUCCCUCAAGAUCCAAAAGAAGACCAAGUCUCAUUCCAAACGACGCCGUAGGCACCACCACUCCUCCGACUCCGAUUCCUAUUCUUCCGAUUCCGUCUCUGAUUACUCCAGGAGUGAGAGUUCUGAUUGUGAGCAUGAAUCGUCUCACCGUUCAAAGAGGCACAAAAAGAGUGACAAACCAAAAAAGAGUAAGGAAAAGGAUCGAAGUAAAAGCCACCACCAUAAGCGGCAGAAGCAUAAAGUAAAAGAGAAGAAGAAUGAUGAGAGGAGCAGCAGCCCUGUGCAGCUUUCCAAGUUUUUAGGGCGUGACAAAGAUGAUGGAGUUCGUCGUAGUGCUGUAUCUGGCAAGAAGAUUCUUCUGAAACUUGAUAAAUCAAAGGAAGAUAAGGCGGCUGAAAGCAGGAGAAAUGAACUGCUGAACUUCUUGAAUGCUAGUUUUGAUUAGCGUUUGAGGGGGAAGGUAUGGAUUUGUUUGGGGAUACAAGGUAGUCAACGAAGAACCAACCAAGCUUACCUGGGUGCCUAAAAUAUCUUGCCAUUUUGAGAACCAACUAGCCUACCAUCUAGGAUGGGAGUGAAAAAUGAGUGAAUGGUGAAAGGGUGGAGUUCAUUUAAAUUAUAAUUGAAUGAAAUUUUGUUCAACAUGUAUGGUUCCGGAUCAAUGGAUCGACAUUUGUAUUCUUUUUCUGUUC
Arachis duranensis is the source of this 871-nucleotide messenger RNA. RefSeq lists its product as uncharacterized. The record is from RefSeq and is a predicted model, not a curated record. Lineage: Eukaryota; Viridiplantae; Streptophyta; Magnoliopsida; Fabales; Fabaceae. The coding region runs from base 85 to 624 and encodes 179 amino acids. The transcript has 6 exons.